AUGAGACGCGCACGUGUUACUGCUGAGCAAGCGCUACAGAUGGUGUUGUCCGAUAGCGAAGGUGAACCAAAUGAGAGUGAUUACGGACAUGAAAGUGAUUUUGAAUCGGAAAAUGACACGGACAGUUGUAGUUACAACAACAACGCUGCGAACAACGAUUCUUCAGAUUCAGACAGUGAUGGAAUUGGAAGGACAGGUGAUGGUGAUAGACGUGGUACAGGUAACGCACGUGUUCCUGUGGGACAGAAAUUACUGCGAGCCGAUUCCAUAGACAACCAAAUUUUGGUUUCAACGUUUGGUUUGGACCCUUGUGUAGACUGGUUAAGCUUCGCGCUUCUGACUGCCGGUUUGAUCUUCCAGGUACUUUCCGGGGAGAAGCUUGAAAAUGGCGACAGAGUUAAACGGCAGUCUUUCGUGGACACCGCCUCUGCUCCAACCCCUGAGAGCAUUAUGGACGAGGCCUUGGCCAAAUAUACCCUGGAGAAUCAAGAUUUACAGGCUCGUCUGACAGAAGGUGCAGAUAAUUUGGUCGCGGAUUUCAAAACGAUCAAGCCGCCAAUUCUUGGUUCUGGUGAUCACGGGUUUAGUGUCACAUGGAUAGCACGCCAGUCACGCUUUAUUAACUGGAUAUCAAACGUGAUCAGAAAGCACAACGUUCCGAUGACAGUGGAUAGGGUUUUACAGACGUGGCUGGCGAAGUUUCGAAAGAUUUACUGUCCUUACUUUGGACCAUCCACGUGCUUCAGGACCCAAUAUCGAACCAUAGAUGGGACAUGUAAUAAUAUACACAAUCCGCUAUGGGGACGGGCCUUUACCCCACUAAGGAGGGUCUUACCAGCUGUAUAUGAAAGACAGCUUAAUACCGUGGAUGUCCCUCGCCAUGAUCUUACCCGUAAAACCGGUGUGAAUGGUGCACCUUUACCCAGUGCUCGACUGGUCAGUAACGUGGUUCACCCGGACGGAGGGCCGGCUAGGGAAGCCAUCUUGACCAUGGAGUACACCGCCUUCGGGCAAUUCCUGGCCCACGAUUUUACAGAUACGCCUAUGGAAUCAGGAUUUAUGGACUCCAAGCUAGGUUGUUGUAACCAGACAGAACCAACACGGCGCUGUGACAACAUUCCAUUACCACAGGACGACGUAUUUAGGCAAAAUGGCCGCACCUGUUUUGGAUUUGUUCGUUCCACAGAGGGCACUGACAUCAACUGCAAGUUUGGUCAAAGGGAACAGUUGAAUGUAGCAUCAUCAUAUAUUGACGCCACAAGCGUGUAUGGACACAACGAGUACGAAGCCAGAAAAUUAAGAACUUUCACCAAAGGAAAAUUGCUGAUGUCCGAGUCAAAUGAAUUGUCAUUCCAAGCGCAUCCAAACAAGAAGGCUUUUGCCAUGGGAAUAAACUUUCUCCGGGCAGGAGACGAGAAGGUUAGUGAAUUCGUAGGCCUCGUUGGCAUUACCACAGUGUUCUUCCGAGAACACAACCGGAUUGCCGAGCUGUUGGCUGCCAUCCACCCCUAUUACAACGACGAGAAACUUUACCAAGAGACCAGGCGGAUACUCAUUGCUAAACUACAACAUAUAGUGUACAGCGAAUACUUGCCUGUAACCAUAAGUCAGCCGUUUAUGGAUAAGUAUAAUUUAAACCUGUUGCCAACGGGGUACUACACUGGGUAUAACCCCAAAGUUGACGCUACCCUUACCAAUGUAUUCGCCACAGCCGCGUUCAGAUUUGGCCACAGCAUGGUCACGCCUUCGAUGAAUCUCGUGGACAAGAACUAUAAAGUAUCAGAGAGUAAAUACAUUCAGUUAAAAAAGACAUUCUUUCGUCCAAGUUAUUUCUUGCUCAAUGAAAAUGGGCUUCAGCGUGGUUUGAUGGUUGAUCCCAGUGAACAGUGUGACCGGUUCAUGGCUCCAGAUCUGCGUGACCACUUGUUCGAAACGGCUAACCUGAACGGCUUUGACUUAGCAGCGCUGAAUAUCCAGAGAGGGCGUGACCACGGUCUGCCGUCUUACAAUGCCUACCGCAAGAAAUUUGGCCUGAAUGAAGCUAUUCACUGGAGUACCGAUCCAUAUUUUGGCUUUGCAGACAUGAGAACUGAAACGGUUGAAAUGUUUAAGAAAGUUUACGAAAGUCCUGCUGAUGUAGACAUCUGGACGGGUGGCAUCGCGGAAAUACCCGUAGAAGGAGGCGCUGUAGGACCCUUAUUUACCGAAAUCAUGGCAGCACAGUUCAGAUACCUUAGGGACGGUGACCGAUUCUGGUUUGAAAACGCUGAAAAUGGAUUUACGGAAGCCCAGCUCCAGGAAAUCAGAAGAACAACGUCACUGGCUAAACUGAUAUGCGACAAUGUGGACGUAGAAACAAUACAGCCCAGAGUUUUUGAAUUGGCGACUAAAGGCGGGACCAAUGACCUAAUCCACUGUAGCAAACUGCCCAUAAUGAAUCUUGGAUUGUGGUAAUUGCUCACAGAAGGUGGAGGUGCAAUCAAUUAUCCAUGGACAUCGGGAACUUUUAUGAGGAAG
This is a messenger RNA of Liolophura sinensis, 2517 nucleotides long. Its product is annotated as peroxidase-like. Bases 1 to 2454 code for a protein of 817 amino acids. The record is from RefSeq and is a predicted model, not a curated record. Gene Ontology annotation, biological process: response to oxidative stress. Gene Ontology annotation, molecular function: peroxidase activity; heme binding. Lineage: Eukaryota; Metazoa; Mollusca; Polyplacophora; Chitonida; Chitonidae. The transcript is spliced from 15 exons.